ACCACGCUUCCAUUGGUUUGACAUAAGUGAGUUGCUGCAGUUAAGUUCUCUCUCGCAUUUGAUACUUUUAGUCCAUUCGACAGUUGAUUGUAGCGAGUGCCUAUUGAAACAUAUCAGUAGGCAUUUGACCCUCGCUAUGUGUGUGGGAGUCCCGAGUAUGAGGAUCACUAUAAUAGCGUCAAAGGGGACACUCAAGAAUGGUUCCGAGGAAUGCUAACCACCAAUCACUGAAAUGGUCCAUUAGCUCUAGAGCAUAGCAUUCUUUGCUACGACGAUCCUCUCUUCGUACAUUAAUCUCCAAUCUCGCAUCGCUACUCAGGCCAAUGUGUAUCUCCUUGUCGACCGUUAUACUCGUCGGAACUCAAACUUCAACUUCAAGUACACUAGGUUCACGACACCUCAGGUUGCCAUGGUGCACCCCUUUCUCUAGUGUAUCCUAAGUCUAUAUUAUGCCCGCUGUCUCUACCACUGCCUCGGUUUUCAGACCGUCCUCUAUAGGAUUGACGUCGUCCAUUCUCUCGGAAGUCCUCUCCGUCCACUCGCUAACUACAGUGCGAUCCUCUUCGCCGCCUUCAUUGUCUCCCGGUCCUUCCGUCACAGGUUGCCCCCAUCUCGAUGCAUCGAUUUCUAAGCCCUCAAAUGUACCAGCGUAUUAUGUCAGUAUUCAAGUAUCUGCAACACCUACUGCGUCCCCAAAGGCGAUUCAUGUUGCGAUUGCAAUCGGCAUAACUUGCGCCGUGAUUUUCGUUGGCAUCUGUGUAUGGAUGUAUAUUGUGCAUGUACGUGUGAGAAGGUUGAGAUAUCACUCACCGCAUGGCGACAUCGAUCCAUUUCUUGACCACACAGCGAAUCAUUGCCCCAAACCAAGUUCCAUCGAGACAGCCCCUCUCUCGUCUACGUUCACGAUAGACGGAGUGGCAUUAGACGGCCUUAGCUCAUUCUCAGCCCCGUCUGAGCAUUUCGCUCAGCAAUGUUGUUUAUCACAACCAACAUUGCCAAACAUAGCUUCUUCUGCUUGCAAUAUCAAUACCCCACCACCAGCGUACUGCGGCUGAUAGCUGCAUUCUCAACAGAGCGUCUUGCAGACGCUUUGCACGGCGACAAUCUUAGGACGGGGCAGGAUACCAAU
Messenger RNA from Somion occarium, 1129 nucleotides. NCBI's taxonomy places the organism in Eukaryota, Fungi, Basidiomycota, Agaricomycetes, Polyporales, Cerrenaceae. The record is from the annotation of a GenBank genome assembly.